UUUUACUGGUAAGUUUUUUUAAUGCAUCCGCUUUAAAGAGCUACAUGUGCAUGUACUAUUUAGUCAGUCAGUCAGUUAGUCAGUGAAAUGUGGAUCUAGUCAUUGAUAAAGUAUCUAUUUAAAAUAACAUUUAAGCUAUGCACGAAAACUUUCUUAUUUUUACAGAAAGUCUUAGUCAGAACUGAUUGAGGUGUAAUAUCGACGACCGUUGUUACCGACUAAACAUAGACGAGUAUACCGGUAGCAUGAAUAAAGUGUGUAAUUACAUGUGUUGGACUUUUUUCAACGCUACACAAUUAAUCAAGCGCACAUUACAGCAAUAACCACUUAUGUUAUUGCAAACCUAAAAUAUAUCAAGUACAUGACGACCUUUUAAAACAAGUUACUUAACGUCAAUGACGUCGAAGACGUGAAGUCAUUUGAAUUUCGUUGUUUCCAUAGAAGUCUCAGGAAACCAACCCGUUCUACAGAUGUUCCUCAUUUCUCAAGUGAUUUCCCGGAUGUAACAUCGCUGUUCCGAAGAUGUCCGACCACGACGAAAGAUCGUGCCUCUGUCGGCAUUUAGAUAAAGGCAUCGAUGUGUAUAUACGCGCUACGGCAAGUAGAAGACAGCUAACAACGUACAUCCAAUGCAACACGGGGACAGACAGCAACACUUUGCACGAGAUGUACAAGGACCGGGUGGCUCGAACUUUGCCGAAUCUCGUAAAAAUGGCGGAAAUACCAGAGAAGAUACGAUUGCUGGAAGAAAAGCGUGGGCGUGCGGCGGUGGAACGAGAGGAAUUCCUUCACCGACCCGACCUUGACCGGAAGCUGUCCAUUCUGUCGCACAUGCACCAUGGCGACGAUGAAAACGAGCAACCUAUGGACGACGUGGAUGUCGACUUCAAGGAAAGCAAUCCCAUGUUUUCUAAAAUAAGCACGAAUUCAUUCGACAAUGCAAAUGUUACAUCGGAUACAGAUGACAACAGGAAUAUUGCAGUGGUCGACACUGACAAGGGCGCAUUAAACUACACUAACAAGAUUGCAGCAGACGACACCAACAAUAUCGCAGAUUGCGACACUAACAAUAUCGCAGGGGAAGAUACUGACAAGAUAGCAGCAGGCGACACUAACAAGAUCGAUGUAGACGACACAGAGAGGAUCGCAUCAGUUGACCCAGACAAAAUAACAGAAGAAAACGCCAAAAAUAUCGCAGCAAACGACAUCGGCAAGAUAGUAGCAGACGACUUUUUCAAGAUUGCAGCAGAAGACAAUGACCGAUAUGCAGCUGAUGAUAUUGACAAUUUUGCAGCAGACAUCAUCGCAACCGCUGUCGAUGAAGUUGUCGAAUAAUUACAGGAACAUAGUAAGCGAUCAUCCGUAAAAAAAUUGCAGUUUCAUUGUUAUUUGCAUGCAUUUCUUUUCUAUCAGGGACAUUUCUAACUAAGCACAAAACUAGGGAAUAUCCAGUCGUUAUAUACGGUAAUCAUUUAUUAAUUGGUUUCUUUCAGAUCGCAUCUUUUUCACUUGAAAAAACUAAAUUUGCAUCAUUUUCACGUGUGUACAUAUAUGAAGUGUAUGUCAUUAUUAUAUUUCUAUACACAAUGAAUUUAAUUUGUAUAAACUUUAUAAUAAAAUUGCGUAAUUAUUAUUAUAAACCAUCAGGUAUUCCAUGACCUUAUUUGAGAUAACCAUCGAAUCUAUAAAACUGUAAAGUUGAAAUGUGUGGCUGUGGUCAUAUGCAUCAAAACAGACUCAAUAAAGGUUUUAGGUUUAUUUCAGCAAAGGUAGACACAAUAAGAAUAAUAUAAUAACAUGGAUUCAAAAGCUCACAGAGAUCAAUUUAACAAUUUCGUGUUUAUUUAAUUGAACAUCAAAGUAACAUAAGAACAUAAAAUGACAAAAAUAAUAAUUGAUUUAUACAUGAUAUAACAACAUAUACAACAUAACAGAAAAAUGUUUCCAUCAACAAAUGGUAAGAAAACAGCAAAAAUAUUUGCAUAUGCUUUCUUGAUAAGAUAUGUUCCGUAGUGCCAUGCUCAACAUCACAUUAUCUUGUUUUGUUUUCUCACUUUUUCGUCAGAGCACAUGGGUGUUUACGGAUAAAGCAAAUCAACAUUACUGACACUUCAAGCUAAAAAUUGUACAAUUAAAAAAAGUCAAUUAUUUUGUUUCGUUAUAACUUAAGUAGUGUCUCUUGACUGGAGUGUAUGGUGUAUAAUUUUAAAUACAGAUCCUAUUAAUCAAAUAGUUCAUGUAUACAUUAACAUAUAUAAUACCGGUAAAUAACAAAUAUCAUCCACAAAUACCUGGAAUGAGAAUGUAUACUUGUAUACAUGUUCAUCAUAAAAACACCCAACAAUACAAUCAAGCAAUUCAAUGACAAAACCCUUUACUAAUUAAUGAUUAAAAGAUCUUUUAUCAUGCAUUAUAUUAUUAUAUAUUUUUUUUAUCCCUAUUGUAUGGUUUAUAAACUGAAACGCGUCUUUCUUUUAGGUUGCUAGGUUGCGAUGACACUAUCAAUAAAAGUGAUGUCAACAUUUGAGUUUCCAACAUAAUAACUGAUGCUGCUAACAUGGAAUGGCUUAACUGUUUCUCAAUAUGAACAGAUAAUUCUGGAUAUUCAAAUGUACGACCAAUGAGAUUCUUUCAUGCAUUUGCUGCCAUGCUUAACGUAAGAAAAAAUUCAUCACAUUUGUUGAACAGUUAGUUUGUAUUUCCUUUUAAUUUCAUAAAACAAUGUGAAAACAAUAUUCAAUUAAUAUAUAUUUUUACAUAAGCUUCAUUUUUGUAAAAUAAUACAUGAUUAGAAACUAUGAUUAUUGUAAGAUUUUUAAUAAUAAUCAAGGUGAUGUCAUCGUUGAUCCCAGUAAACU
This is a messenger RNA of Dreissena polymorpha, 2858 nucleotides long. Its product is annotated as leucine-rich repeat and coiled-coil domain-containing protein PF3D7_0703800-like. Bases 523 to 1335 code for a protein of 270 amino acids. Lineage: Eukaryota; Metazoa; Mollusca; Bivalvia; Myida; Dreissenidae. The transcript is spliced from 5 exons. The record is from RefSeq and is a predicted model, not a curated record.